Dibothriocephalus latus is the source of this 513-nucleotide messenger RNA. The record is from the annotation of a GenBank genome assembly. Lineage: Eukaryota; Metazoa; Platyhelminthes; Cestoda; Diphyllobothriidea; Diphyllobothriidae.
AUGUACACAACUGUAGAAGAGUUGACUGCCUCGCAAGUGAACGACACCACCAUCAUUGUGAGCUGGACCAAACCACGUCCUGUGGACAAAUUCAAAGACGAGUAUCACGUUACCAUAUGGGGUCCAGACUAUAAGAAGACCUAUACAACGAAGGAGAUUUGGAUCAUCGCUGGCGGCUUGGAUACUACUAAAGUGACCAAGGUCACUGUACAAAGUGUUUGGGCCAAUGGCACAAUUGUUCCCGAUGUCGCAAGCACUCCUGUGCAAAGGCCUUCUCUUGGUGUGCCGGUUAUUCCAAAGGAUUUCACCGCCACGAUUCUGAAUUGCAAAACUAUCCGUCUGGCCUGGAAGACACCAAUUACUUCACAGCCAUGGGGACAACAGUAUCUGCUCACUGUCAGCAAUAACACCUACACCAAGAGCUAUAAGCUGAUGACUACAGAGGAGACAAUAACCAGCUUGGAGCCCUCUUCCAUUUACAAUUUCACUCUCCAGGCUCUUGACAAGAGUGGC